UUUUUUUUCAUGAGAAUCAGAAUCAGAAAAAGAAACACAUUCUAGAACGUUGGUGCUCUACUAAGAAACGGAUGGAGUGCGCAGAGAGGUAGCCAGAUUUGCUAAAAAAAUUAAUAAAAAAUAGGGAGUAAAUAAUUACUCCGUAAUAAAGAGCAAAAUUCUUGAAACCAGAAUUGGGGUGGAAAUCUGGGCAUAGAAGCCCCCGGUCGGCCGUAGUGGUGAGAGUGGUCCCCACUGCCCGAUCGGGAAGUUCAUCUCUUUAAGCCCAACACAGGUCUACUCAAUUUCCCGAACAUGGGUUUCAAAAUUAUAUAAUACUUGCUCUCACUUUUUCAGUAGAGUUUUGUCUGUGAGCAGGGCUUUCUCCGGCAGAUCCCUUUUCUGUUGAUUUGAUUCUAGGGAGAGGAAAUGAGGGAAAUGAUUCAUUGUUGGAAGGUUGUCUUCAACUUGGUGCUUUUGCUAAGUGUUUUUACAACACCAAAGGCAUCUUACACAGAAGAUUCUUUUGAGCAGUGUGAACACACAGUCAAAAACUGGGCAUCUUCUUCCCUUGAAUCAGAAGUCAACAAAGAAAAUCAUCUGUUGAGGGACUUGCUAUUUUUCCUUCACGUACCCAGGACAGGAGGAAGGACUUAUUUUAACUGUUUCCUCAAAAAGCUAUAUGCUAACUCUUUGGAGUGUCCACGCUCCUAUGAUAAGUUAAGGUUUGAUCCCAGAAAGACAAACUGCCGAUUGUUGGCUACUCAUGAUGACUACAGCGUGAUGUCUAAACUUCCUAAGGAUAGAACUUCUGUGGUGACAAUUAUUAGGAACCCAAUUGACCGUAUCUUCAGUGCUUAUGAAUUUUCAGUGGAGGUAGCAGCCAGGUUCUUGGUGCAUCCUAACUUAACAUCUGCCACCAGAAUGUCAGGAAGGGUUCGUUCAAGUAGAAAGGGAGUAAGCACCCUAGAUAUCUGGCCAUGGAAGUAUUUGGUUCCAUGGAUAAGAGAAGACCUAUUUGCUCGAAGAGAAGCUAGAGCACGUAGAGGUGAAAAAGUUAUGUAUGGAAAUGAUCCAUACGAUAUGGAAGAUAUAGUGAUGCCAUUACACAAGUUUAUUAAUGACCCUAUAGCUCAGGAUAUCGUUCAGAAUGGGGCCACAUUUCAGGUUGCAGGACUCACAAACAACUCUUAUAUGGCAGUGUCUCAUCAUGUGCGCCAUUGUGUACUCAAGUAUCAUACUCUUGGUCAGUAUGCACUCGAAGUUGCGAAGAAGAGGUUGGAUGGAAUGUUGUAUGUUGGGAUCACUGAGAACCACAAAGAGUCUGCCUCCAUGUUUGCAAAUGUGGUUGGUACUCAGGUGAUUUCCCAGUUAACUCCCUCAAGGUUAGGCAAAAGCACUUCCGAAUCUACUAACAACAAUUCAGAACAAAUAAAUCUAUCUGAAGAUUCUGGUCCGGAUGCAGAGAUGACUGCAGAAAAGCUCAUCAAUGCGUAUGAGGCCUGUGUGAAGAGCUUACGCUCAUCUCAGUCAGAAAGAAGAACAAAGUCACUGAUGAAAAUAUAUCCUGCAAAUUUCACAAAAGAGGCUCGCCGUCGUAUUCCUGCACAACUCAUCCAAGAGAUAAGUUCACUCAACAACCUUGAUAUGGAACUCUAUGAAUAUGCACAAGUGAUCUUUGAAAGGCAAAACAUACCCGGAGUGCAGAGAGCAUCUUGGAGAUUACUUCAUUUUGCAGUAUUCCCAUUUGUGUUUCUGUCUCUUAGUUUUCAUCUUUGUAAACGCAAAACGAAAAAACUUAAAGGUUAAAGACAAGACAUAGAAAAAAAAGGAAACAUAUACAUAUACUAUAGAAGAAGAAUUAGUUCAGAAUACAGACAUUAUUGAAGAACUUCUGUCCGUAAACCUGCCAUGGCAAUAG
Cuscuta epithymum is the source of this 1900-nucleotide messenger RNA. The record is from the annotation of a GenBank genome assembly. Lineage: Eukaryota; Viridiplantae; Streptophyta; Magnoliopsida; Solanales; Convolvulaceae.